Molecule: messenger RNA, 1917 nt
Organism: Hordeum vulgare subsp. vulgare (domesticated barley)
Lineage: Eukaryota; Viridiplantae; Streptophyta; Magnoliopsida; Poales; Poaceae
Product: RNA polymerase II C-terminal domain phosphatase-like 4
Exons: 8
Coding region: 60-1529 (489 amino acids)
Cellular component (GO): nucleus
Molecular function (GO): RNA polymerase II CTD heptapeptide repeat phosphatase activity
Source: RefSeq, a predicted model, not a curated record
UUCCCAACCCACCCAAAUUGCUGCGCACCCCCGUCGCCCUCACCGUCGCUGCUUCGAUCAUGAGCGUCGCCGCGGAGUCACCGUCGCCGUCCCUGUCUUCCCUCAGCGACGAGGACGAUUUCGCUGACUUCCUGGACGCGGAGCUCGAGCUCAUCUCUGCUGCUGACUCCGCCUCCCGUGGCGCCCCCCCGGGGUCACCCAGCGACGACGAAGAUGAGGAGGAGGAGGACGUGGUGGUCGACCUAGACGCCGUAGGGAAGGGAAGUAACAAAAGACGUAGAGUGGAGGAACAUCGCCAAGAUCAAGGAACAGCAACAAGGCCUGAAGAAGAUGUCAUUGCAGGCUCAGUUAAAGAUGCUCAAAUCAAGAAAUGUCCUCCACACCCUGGAUUUUUUGGUGGACUUUGCAUUAACUGCGGGAAAAGCCAAGACGAAGAAGAUGUUCCAGGAGUCGCUUUUGGUUACAUCCACAAGGGUUUGAGGCUAGGUACUUCAGAAAUGGACAGGCUACGUGAAUCUGAAGUGAAGAAUCUGUUGCGUGAAAGAAAACUGGUACUUAUUUUAGAUUUGGAUCAUACACUGAUUAACUCAACCAGACUCCAUGAUAUUUCUGCUGCUGAGAUGGACCUAGGAAUUCAAACUGCUGCAUCAAAAAAUGCAGAUGAUCCAGAGAGAAGCUUGUUCACAUUACAAGGAAUGCAUAUGCUUACAAAGUUGAGACCCUUUGUCCGUAAAUUUUUGGAAGAAGCGAGCAAUAUGUUUGAUAUGUAUAUCUACACCAUGGGUGACAAGGCAUAUGCAAUUGAAAUAGCAAAACUUCUUGACCCUGGCAAUGUCUAUUUUGACUCAAAAGUGAUUUCUAACUCUGACUGCACUCAGCGGCACCAGAAAGGUCUUGAUGUGGUUCUCGGAGAUGACAAGGUUGCAGUGAUUAUUGAUGACACCGAGCAUGUCUGGCAGAAGCAUAAAGAAAACCUUAUUCUGAUGGAGAGAUAUCAUUAUUUUGCUGCGAGCUGUCGCCAGUUUGGUUUCAGCGACCAAUCUUUGUCAGAGUUGAUGCAAGAUGAAAGGGAGAGCGAUGGGGCUCUGGCUACAAUUUUGGAUGUCCUGAAGCGCAUACACACGAUUUUCUUCGACUCGGGCGUUGAAACUGCUCUUUCUUCGCGAGACGUGCGGCAGGUAAUCAAGAGGGUGCGGCAGGAGGUACUGCAGGGCUGCAAGCUGGUCUUCAGUCGAGUGUUCCCGUCGGAUUGCCGCUCACAGGAUCAGAUAAUGUGGAAGAUGGCCGAGCAGCUGGGCGCCGUCUGCUGCUCGGAGGUGGAUCCCAGUGUUACCCAUGUGGUCGCCGUGCAUGCCGGAACGGAGAAGGCCCGCUGGGCUGCCGGCAACAAGAAGUUUUUGCUCCACCCGCGCUGGAUUGAGGCCUGCAACUAUCGCUGGCACCGGCAGCCGGAGGAAGAUUUCCCUGUGCCUGGACUGAAGGAGGACAAGGGCAAGGAAAAGGUUGCAGAAGAUGUCACCUGUCACUGAGUAUAUAACUGACUCAUGUAGGUAGAGCACCCGCAGUUGAUUAACUGAGCCCCUAAAAGGGCCGAUUAACUGACAGCAGGUCUUGAUUGACUAUAAGUUCGUAACCGUGUUGCUCACAUAUACGGUAGGUCUGUAGCUACGCAACUAUACAUAUCUUAGAUUUUUACUUAAUCUCGCGGAAUAGGAAGUGAAGCACUUUAGGAUCUGAUUAUCCUGAUGCUUAUGGUACGUGUGCUGCUGCCUGCUGGUCUGAAUAUCGUAUCAGCCAUAUCAAUGGAUGACAGUUCAACGAGUGACUCUGUUCUGCAGCUUUAUGAAGGCAUGUACUUCUCCUCUUCUUUUUACUCUGCAUAUUAUAAUUGAAGUCAAUCUUGGUGAAGUUUAAUCA